ACCUACUCUUUAUAUACAGGAUACCCCCAUCGCCCACCCAAAGUUUCCUCAACCCUUCGCUAUUCACAUCUCAGUUCUUAGAUCCUCCUCCCAUCCAUGGCAUUCGCAACCUCCCUCAAACUCCACAACCCCUUUUCCCCCACCUCCGCUGCCACCGAAAGGCGCGACCUUGAUUUCCCCGCCGCCGUCUACCUCAACCGACGGCUGCGCAACCCCCCGCGCACUGUCGCCAUGGCCACCGUGCCUACCAACGACGGCGUCCCCCGGAUCAACGGCCAUCCCCACAUCAACGGUCAUGCCCACUCCUACGCCCCCGCACUCGCACCCCGCGUCGCCUUCCAGGGCGCCCCUGGCGCCUACUCUGAGUUCGCGGCCAAGACGGCGGUGCCGGGCUGCGCCACCGUGCCCUGCCGCACCUUCGCGGACGCCAUCGCGGCCGUGCAGGCCGGCCAAGCUGACCGCGCCAUCCUCCCCGUGGAGAGCACCAUGGAAGGCACCGCCCUUCGCAACUAUGACCUCCUCCUCCGCCACGACCUCGUCAUCUCCCAGGAGGUCAACUUGUUCGUCCACUAUUGCCUCCUCGCCAUGCCCGGCGUCCGCCCCGCCGAGCUCCGCCGCGUCAUCAGCCACCCCAUGGCCCUUGCUCACUGCGGCCGCGCACUCGCCCAGCUCGGCCUCCACCGUCGCGAGCCCGUCGAGGACACCGCCGGCGCUGUCGAGAUGCUCCGAUCCCACCGUCUCCUCGACACCGCCGCCAUCGCCUCCCCCCGCGCUGCCCUCCUAUACGGCCUCGAUGUUCUCGCCGACGGCCUCCAGGACGAAUCCUGGAACGUCACCCGCUUCCUCCUCCUCUCCCCCAAGUCCUCCACUUCCUCCGCCACUCCCCCCUUGCCGCCUCCCAACCCCAAGACAUCCAUGGUGAUCGCCCACCGAGGCGGCUCGAUGGUGGUGCUCCUCAAGGUCCUCUCCGCCUUCUCCAGGAGGAACAUCAAUCUCACAAAGCUGGAGAUCAUCAACUCCUCGGCGGCGGAGAACAAGGCACCGGUGAUGAUACUGGACAUCAGGGGGAAGGGCUCGCUGCGGGCGUUCCCUCACGUCCUGUACGUCGACUUCGAGGGGUCAAAGGAGGAUCCCAGGGCGAAGGAGGCCAUCGACGAGAUCUCCCAGUUCUCCGUCUUCGUCAGGAUCUUGGGAUGCUACGCCGCUAAUCCCAACGUCUAUGACCUCCAAUGAUGACACCUCUACUCCAUGGCUUCGCCUUACCUUGAGAAUCCAAGCUCAGCUCAGCUCAGCUUGCAUGGUAUUAUUAUGGCCUGGGUAAAACUUCUGCUUCCACUCUCCUUCUUAGUUGUAUAUAACCACAUCCUAUUAGCUCGCCUGUACUCGUAAUUCUUGCUGAAGUUGAAUUAGGAGAGUGGAAAAUGAUCACGAAUUCUGAGAUCUACAUGAGAAUGGAAGUUUGCUUCGUGAUGCAGUUGUUCUACUGCUACUCAUGUAUUAGACUCUAGAAAUCAGCAAUAAGGAAUAUCCAUCAAUCAUUCAUUGUGUC
Messenger RNA from Musa acuminata AAA Group (dessert banana), 1549 nucleotides. Its product is annotated as arogenate dehydratase/prephenate dehydratase 6, chloroplastic-like. Gene Ontology annotation, biological process: L-phenylalanine biosynthetic process. Gene Ontology annotation, cellular component: cytoplasm; chloroplast. NCBI's taxonomy places the organism in Eukaryota, Viridiplantae, Streptophyta, Magnoliopsida, Zingiberales, Musaceae. Gene Ontology annotation, molecular function: prephenate dehydratase activity; arogenate dehydratase activity. The transcript has a single exon. Bases 97 to 1233 code for a protein of 378 amino acids. The record is from RefSeq and is a predicted model, not a curated record.